GUUCGCUUUUGAGAAACCAUCUUCAACUUUAUUUUUAUAUAUGGUCCGAAAAAAGUACACUGUGUAUCUAAUAGUAUUUUUUAUACGAAUUCAAUAUGACAUGUUACAUUUAGUUUUUUUUCAGAUUUUCUUUAAGUAGGUUGCAACGCCUGCUUGACUUGAUGCCAGGAGGUCAUUUUAGCAAUGAAGAAAAGCUCGACAUGCUGACGUGCCACAUUUUGUGCUAUAAAAAUACUAAAGAUACUGCAGAAACGUAUCUUGAUAAAUUUAGCGAAAGAAGGCAGCCAAAUGGCCUGGGAUACAAUACCCCAAGAAGACAUCAACCACCUAAUCCAAUCAAUGCCGCGAAUGUGUAG
Messenger RNA from Acanthoscelides obtectus, 356 nucleotides. Lineage: Eukaryota; Metazoa; Arthropoda; Insecta; Coleoptera; Chrysomelidae. The record is from the annotation of a GenBank genome assembly.